CGGACUAGUUCGACUCGUUAGUAGUCGGUCGGUCUCCGAGGAUCGAGGUUAGGUUGCUCGGAAGCGGCGUGUGUGCGUCAAUGUAGUUCCGUAAUCAAACAUGGCAGCGAAAGUGAAGUGGAAGAACUGGUGUUUCUUCUUGGUGCUAUAUGUGAUUUCUGUGAAUGGAAUGUUUGUUCAUAGGCACUGCAGCCACAUUCAUCCGAAACAUGACGAGGUGAUACAUGACGUCCACAUCGAACCCGCCCACAUUGUCAAGAAGCGCAGCAUAGACCAGCCGCUCAGAAUCUUGCUUUAUUACGACAAAAGCGUAUACAGACUAGAUGCGGAGAAGUUCGAGCUGAUAAAUAACACGAUAUUGCCAGUGGCGGUCCACUUCUGGGAAAUGGCCCUCAUGGUCAGAAAAACUAACAGCGUAAUACGGCUUAACAGAAAAUGUGAAAACAACCAAGUGUUCUACAGGAAAGGAGAGCCAUACCCAUACUGCAAGAAUGCUUGUGAGGCAAGAACCAUGUGUGGUGAAGUACAAGUACCUGAGCAUCACCUUGAAGUGUGUCGGACAUGCAAUGCAACAGGACAGGACUGUGGCACGGUGAAUUCCAGCAGAGGUUCUGGAAUUGAUGGAGCUGACUUUGUGUUCUAUGUAUCAGCAAUGGAGACAGAAAGGUGUCAUAAAGGAAUGACUGUAGCAUAUGCAGCGCAUUGCCAACAAGAAGCAGCGCUAGACAGACCGAUAGCAGGACAUGCCAACCUGUGCCCCCAGAGCAUCAGUACAAAGCCGCAAGAACUUGAGAUUUUGCUGUCAACAGUGAAGCAUGAAAUCCUUCAUGCUUUGGGUUUCUCAGUCAGUCUGUAUGCUUUCUACCGCGACGAGGAAGGAAAUCCACUCACCCCACGAGGUGACUCUGGCAAGCCCCACCUCAAUGAGAAGUGAGUUGUGGCACAGACA
Messenger RNA from Cryptotermes secundus, 949 nucleotides. Its product is annotated as leishmanolysin-like peptidase. Gene Ontology annotation, cellular component: cytoplasm; membrane. Bases 101 to 934 code for a protein of 277 amino acids. The record is from RefSeq and is a predicted model, not a curated record. Gene Ontology annotation, biological process: cell adhesion; proteolysis. Gene Ontology annotation, molecular function: metalloendopeptidase activity. The transcript has 7 exons. NCBI's taxonomy places the organism in Eukaryota, Metazoa, Arthropoda, Insecta, Blattodea, Kalotermitidae.